UGCGUGCAAUAACACGAGCUGAAGGAAGGCUCGCUGGAGAGGGAAAGUUGGAGCGGCGAGAGUGAAAAUCAAGCGAAUGGCCCGGCUUAGUCGACUUUAAAACCUCAGUAGUUACUCAGCAGGAGCGGAAGGUCUCCUGGUAGUUGUGCAUAACAAUGGACCCUGACAACAAGAUGACCUCGUCAUACGCCCCAGCUGACCUUUCCUCCGAGACCCAAAGACUGACUCCGCUGAAAGCCCCAGGCUGCAGCUGGUUGGUGGUUCUGGCAGCUUUCACAGCCUCCCUGAGUGGCCUGAUGUUGGGCUAUGAGAUGGGCCUGACCUCUGGGGUCCUGCUGCAGCUGCGGGGCAUCCUCUCGCUGUCCUGCAGGGAGCAGGAACUGCUCGUAAGCUCCCACCUGCUCGGCGCUCUGCUCGUCUGCCUGGCCGGAGGCCCCAUUCUGGAUCGCUACGGCCGCCGCUGCUCGUUGUUCGUCAGUGCUGCCAUGGUGGUUGGAGGAACCCUGGUGCUCAUUUCCGUCACCUCGCUCGUUGCGCUCACACUGGGCCGUGUAAUAGUUGGCAUGGGGACAGCUCUGUCAGGGACAGCAGCUUGUCUUUACAUUGCAGAGAUUUCCCCGAGGGAGAGGAGGGGCCUGCUGGUGACUCUGUACGAGCUGAUGCUGGUUGUAGGUGUGAUGCUGGGAUUUGGCUGUUGUUACGCCUUUGCCACUGUGCCGCAUGGCUGGGCAUUCACAUUUGGGCUUGUAAUUCCUCCAGCACUGCUUCAGAUUGGUGCACUUGUCUUCCUUCCGCCCAGCCCACGCUUCCUGGUUGCUCAGGGCAAAGUGGAGCAUGCCAGGGCAGUGCUGGCCAGAAUGAGAAAUGGUCACAUGGAGCACGUGGGAACUGAACUCAGGGACAUCCAAGCCGGACUGAAGGAGGAAUCCGAGCACAGUUUCUGGGAGCUGUUUAGUGCCAAAGCUAACCUGCGCUCUCGUCUGCUCACCGGUGCGGCUUUAGUUUUCCUCCAGCAGGCUACUGGGCAGCCCAACAUCCUCUCCUAUGCUUCCCCGCUCCUCCGCAGUGUUGGGUUCAACAGCGACGCCGCAGCAACCUUGGCCUCCACGGGGUUCGGGGUGGUCAAAGUAGUGGGCACCAUCCCCGCCGUGUUGCUGGUGGACCGCGUGGGACCUAAGAGCUUUUUGUGCGUGGGAGCAGUCUCCAUGGGGCUUUCUCUGGCCGCACUCGGCACACUGACGCUGCAAAGCCGCACUCACCUCACAAGCCUGUGCACCAGUCAGACAUUAGACAACAGCACUGAGGUGCUGUGGAACUUGAACAGAACCUUCCAGGACUUUGAGGAGGGUGGCCUCUUUUCUACGGACCUUCCCAGCCACUGGAUCGCUGAGGAAAUACAGAGGACUGACACUGAGGGGGGUGGGAUAAAGGACUCUGAGGGAGAGAAAAGCCAAGGGGUGUCUUCUUCACUACAAUGGGCUUCACUAAUUAGCCUUUUAGUAUAUGUGGCUGCCUUCUCCAUAGGCCUUGGGCCAAUGGUGUAUGUGGUCCUCAGUGAGAUCUUUCCCAUGGGAGUCCGAGGCAGAGCUGUGUCUGUGGUGUCUGCUGUCAACUGGGCCACAAACCUGCUCAUCUCCAUGACUUUCCUCACCCUCACAGAAAAAAUUGGUGUACCCAGUGUGAUGUUCCUGUACGCCGCCAUGAGCUUCGUUCUGCUGGUGUUCGUCAUCCUCUGUGUACCGGAGACAAAGGGUCGCACGCUGGAGGAGAUUUCAAAGGAGCUCGCUAUAAAAAAGAAAUUUCAGCUGAGUCUUUUUAGACAAGCACCGACCCAGGAGAGUCUGAUCAGGAGCACAUCCACGCAGAUUCCAGCAAACGCUUAGAAGGGCCAACCGAGAAAACCACAUCAGGGCACAUGUGCUGCUUCUCAUCAUACGCCUCCCAAAUGCCUUCGCGUGGACCAGACUGGAGAGGCUGAAUCUGUUUAACGCAAACAAAUGGGAACACCACCUCUCAAAGAAAAGAAAAAGCAUUUUUCAUAUUUUUGGCAUGUUAAAAGAAACUUAACUUAGCACAUUCAAUUUAUCUUCUUUAAAAAAAAAACAGAUUUUAGCUUUGUAAACAUGAAAUUGUUGAAGAUGUUUUGUUUAAAAGUACAACUUUCUGGAAAGAGCCCAAACAGAUCAAACCAGUUGAGUCACUUAGGCAACUUUUUUGUUGUUAUUUUAGGGCAACAUGAGUUUUCUGGAAAGCUACUGAAUGUAGAGAAACAUCAACACAGACAGAGUCACUGGUGGGAUAUUUAGGAGAAUCUACAGACAGCUACCUUUUUUAUUUUGUUUUUAAUAAGAUUUUAAAGCCAAAAUUAUAUCUAGAGAAUAAAUAGGUGUAAUAUCUAAAUGUUCUGCUCAGUUUUGCACAUUUUUUUCUUUGUACUUAAGUGUCUAUUCAUUUCUAUCAAGUCCAACAUGCAGCAUUGAAGUAAAUGUUGAACAUUUCCUUUUUAUUUUCUCUGACACUAUUCUGAAACAAACACUCCCAUCUGUAUGUGUGCACAAAAUGAACAUCAACCCUUUAGUGGAAUUUUCCUCUUUUUAUUUUUAUAGAAAAAUUCAAGUGUUACAAAGUUUACUUGAGACCAUUUGAGAAAAAAAAAAGAUCCAUCACACAAACAGACAACAUAUCAAAGUACAUUUUAUACAGUUCUGUCAGCAGAAUGAUAAAAACACUGCUUUUCCUUAGACCAGUUGGGAACUUUGAGGGGUUUUCUAUUAUAUUGUAAUGCAAUAUAUUUGAAGUUUCUGUGAAAGUCUAUUUCUCUUUUUUUUUUUUGUACAUGAAAUACUUUUGGAAAUCUGCCUGGUGUGACUCCAAGGAGUGGCUGCUUAUGUAAUAAAAACGGUUCAGCUCUUUGCUACUGCUUUCUGCAAAAAAACAUGUAAAUUCUGCACAUUUUACUGAUCUCAUAAAUGUAAAAAAAAUGGAAUUAAAAGAUCAAACUGACUUAAAACUGACAAGUAUUUCUGU
Oryzias latipes (Japanese medaka) is the source of this 3027-nucleotide messenger RNA. It is a transcript of the gene slc2a12, whose product is annotated as solute carrier family 2 member 12. Gene Ontology annotation, biological process: D-glucose transmembrane transport; circulatory system development. Gene Ontology annotation, molecular function: D-glucose transmembrane transporter activity. NCBI's taxonomy places the organism in Eukaryota, Metazoa, Chordata, Actinopteri, Beloniformes, Adrianichthyidae. Gene Ontology annotation, cellular component: membrane. The record is from RefSeq and is a predicted model, not a curated record.